Sus scrofa (pig) is the source of this 3199-nucleotide messenger RNA. RefSeq names its product THAP domain containing 5 (gene THAP5). Gene Ontology annotation, cellular component: nucleus. NCBI's taxonomy places the organism in Eukaryota, Metazoa, Chordata, Mammalia, Artiodactyla, Suidae. The record is from RefSeq and is a predicted model, not a curated record.
CCUGGCGCAGGCGCAGUGGCUCGGGCAGCCGUAUCCUGCGGCCCCGCCUCGGUGAGGAAGGCCCGCCUGCCCACACCUCAGGAGGCCCGGGUUUCUGUCGCGAUGCCGCGUUAUUGCGCAGCGAUUUGCUGUAAGAAUCGCCGGGGAAGAAACAAUACAGACCGGAAGCUGAGUUUUUACCCGUUUCCUCUACAUGACAAAGAAAGACUUGAAAAAUGGUUAAAGAAUAUGAAACGAGAUUCAUGGGUUCCCAGUAAAUACCAGUUCCUGUGUAGUGAUCAUUUUACUCCUGACUCUCUUGACAUCAGAUGGGGUAUUCGCUAUUUGAAACAAACUGCAAUUCCAACAAUAUUUUCUUUGCCUGAAGACAAUCAGGAGAAAGACCCUUCCAAAAAAAAAUCUCAGAAGAAAAAAUCAGAAGAUGAGAAAGAAGUAUGCCUAAAAUCGAAGUCAGAGGAAUCAUUUGCAUCAAAUGAGCCAAAGAAGAAUACAGUUAACUCAAAUGUCCUCCCUGAACAUGCACAAUUGCUUGAUUUAUCUGCCUUUGUAAAGCCACCAGAUCUAAAAGCAGAAAGUGUACAGAAUAAUGUAUUAACUCUUAAUCUAGUUAAACAAGAUACCAGAAAACUAGAAUCUACCUUAGAAACACCAGUUAACCAAGACAUAGGUACACAUGAGUUUCACACAUCUUUUGAGGAUCUAAAUUCCACAACUAUCACUUUAACAACUUCAAAUUCAGAAGGUAUCACAAAAUCUUUGGAAACCCAGGAAGUGCUUAAAAUAACUACCAAUCAUCUUACUAACCCAAACUUUACAAAUAAUUCUUUGGAAAUUAAUCCAGCACAGGAAAACCCAUUCUUUUUCAGCACAAUUACUCAAACAGUUGAAGAAUUAAAUACAAAUAAAGAAUCUGUUAUUGCUAUUUUGAUACCUGCAGAAAAUUCCAAACCUACAGUUAACUCUUUUAUGCCCACCCCCAAAGAAACCAUGGAAAUGGAAGAAGACAUAGACAUUGAAGAUUCAUAUAAGGAUGCAGACUAUGAGACAGAAGUUUUACAAAUUGAGCAUUCUUACUGCAGACAAGAUGUAAGUAAGGAACACCUUUGGCAGAAGGUCUCUAAACUUCAUUCAAAGAUAACUCACCUUGAGUUACAAGAACAACAAACUCUAGGAAGAUUGAAGUCUUUGGAAGCUCUUAUAAGGCAGCUAAAACAGGAAAACUGGCUAUCUGAAGAAAAUGUCAAGAUUAUAGGAAACCAUUUCACAACAAAUGAGUUACGAUGAUAUAAGAGGUUUUAAAGUUGUGACUUUUAUGUAAGCUUUUUGUUGGCCAGAUCAGAUUGUGUGUAAGUUUUUUCCUGUAUAAAUUUCUUUAUUAAUAAGCCAAGCAAGUGCUCUAAUAUUCUUGUAAUGCUCCUUUGAGAAAAACUAGAGAGUUGUUGGAUAGAAAAAGUUUCAUGACUUGUUAAUUGUCCAAAUUUAAAAUAAAAAUACAGUGAAUAAAGAAUUUGAAAAUAUUAUUUUACUUUAUAUUUUAAAUGAGUGAACAUAGAUAUGGUAAAUAAGAGCCCAGAAUAGAAGGCAGGCUUAGGAAUCAUUCAUGGUUCUACCUGGUUUGUGAUUUAGUCUCUAAUCUGUAAAAUGAAGGCACUUAACUAGAUCUGUAACAUAAUGUUUCUUUAUAGUUUCUUUCCUUUCUGCUAAGACACUUUUAAUAGAUUAUUUAUAUAUGAUAAUCUUAUCCUUAAGACUGAAUGCUGUCUAGAAUCUGAUAUUAUUAACUGUUGGAUUCUUCUCAGUAUUUAUUAAAUCAGUAUUGCUUGGCCUUUGGGCUAUAGUUUUUUGCAUUAUAAAGGAAAAUACUCCUUUUAUAAUUACAUUCCAAUUGAACUAAAAUGAGGAAUCAACCAUUAGGGCAGUCCUUAGGAGAGGUACUUUAAACUGGAAAGAAUAUGAACCUUAUGGCUGACCAUCAUAAUACAUAGCCAUUUAAGCUUCUCAACAGCCUGUAUUUAAGAUAUAUUUAUAAACCAAAAGUUUCAAUUAGGUUAAAUUUUAAAGUAUGUAAUAUUUUAGAAAUUGAGUUUGUAUCUGUUUAAUAUAUUUAAUUUUUUUAAAUGUGUACUUGUGUCAUUUUAAAAUUCCAGAAUGAUAAAUAGUUUACUAUGCCUUCCCACUUAUAUGUAAUUAUAUUAAAAGUAAGAAAUUAGAGAUUUGUGAUGACCUUAGGAGACACGUGGGAAAGAGAAAUAAUGGUGGUAGAAAUAAAAAGAAAUGUAAAAGCCGAGAGGUCAUCAUAACAACACAAAUGUGAAAAAUACAUGAUCCCAUAAAAUUGGCAGUUAAUAUAAUAUGUUACUCUUUAUGAUGUUGAGCAAAUUCAUGUCAGAUUCUUGGUUUUCUCAUCCAUUAUAUAAAAAAAUACUCUUACCUAUCUUGAAGGAUGGUUUUUGUGAAUUCUGUGACGUAAUAAAUGUGGUUUUGGUGCUGGAAAAUAGGAGGUGCUCAAUAAAUACUAGUUGACUGCACAGCAGAUAGUAUACUGAUUGUUUUGUAAAUUGAUGGUGAUUAUUUGGGACCAUAAUUAAGUUAGGUUUUUAAUGCUAAUAAAAUUAAUUGGUAUUAUAUGAAUAUUAUCAGCUAGCAAUAAAUUGAUUAGAGGUAUCCUUAUUGGAUGUGAUGGGGGAAAAAAAACCUUAAAACUUGCAUAAAUUAUAUGCAUAUAAUUGGUAAAAUUGAUGUGAUGUUUUUAAGUUGCACUUUGCUAAUAUUUAAAAUACUGUAAAAACUUGUCAUUAUAAAAUAUGUUGUACAUUGUAGUUAUUUUGUAUGUAAAGUUAUGGUUUACUCAGGAAUAAUUUAAACUGGUUGUACUUCUUUAAACUACUAAAUUAUAAGUAAAUACUUUCUUGAAUUUUCUAUAUUCUAUUUAGAAUGUUCCCUGUCUGACUUAAUUGCUAAAUUUUACUUGGAAUUUCUGGCCAACUUUCUUCUUACUUGGAUUGUUAUAGGAGCCUCAAUUUAAUAGUACCUAUAUUUCAAUCUCCUGCUUCCAUAUCUUCCUGGACUCUGUUGUCAUCUUUUUACCUAAAUUAUAGAUCUGGCUAUAUCACCUGCCUACCAUUUAACUCUCCUAGCUCAGAAGUCUGUAAUUACUCUUUAAUACCUAAUAAAUAAAGUAAAAAUUGUUACCAUCAUA